AUGGGGAACGCAGGCCGGAAGUUCAUCGAUCUCAUCAGACAAUCCACAGCGAAGUGGGCCAACUGGGAUCCACCUAUACCCAUACAAGUCGGUGCAUACGGCAGGCUGAAUACUGAGACGGGCGAAUUGGACAUCGAAGGCAACAUCUAUGAUUCGGAAUUCCAGAUCUUGUUGGAUAGGGUGGACGGGAAACUGAGGCUAGCGGAUUUCCCUCCUCAGAUCGGUGCCGUGGAGGGCGACUUUAUAGUGUGUACGAUGGGUGUUCGGCGGAAUGAUCUCAAGAUUGAUGGAGAAAUAAAUGUCAUUGGUCUCGGCCAAGCAUCUAUCAAAGGAGAGUGGCAGUUUCAGCAUGGCAAGCGUGGUGCCCUCUUGAUCAUGCACAAUCCGAGACAAGAAUACGUUCCGCGCGGCAGGGUUUUGGAGGCGCUGUACAAGGUCCCAGAGCUCAAGGACAUGCACAUCGUCAACUCGAUUUUCAAAUGUCCCGCCUACACUCUAUACCUUUCGGACAAAAGUGGAGAGAAGAUUUCCUUAGCACUUACUCCCAGCGGGAAUGCAACUGAGCCCGAGCAGUGGUGGUCAGAUACGAAUGCAAGCCUGCUGCGGAAGGGGCAUAACAAAGAUUAUAUGUUCACGCCCUUGUAUGGGCUCAAGCGCAAGUUGCCACUGAUACGACGUCUCAUGCGAGACUCUCCUAUACCCGAUCCCGAAGGUGAUGACUUCUGGGUAGACGUGCAUAUACCAUGGGAUCCCUUGGAUGAGGAUGGCGAUGAAGAGUAUUCAGUAGAGGUAUGUCGUGACUUUUGA
Molecule: messenger RNA, 807 nt
Organism: Suillus subaureus
Lineage: Eukaryota; Fungi; Basidiomycota; Agaricomycetes; Boletales; Suillaceae
Exons: 5
Coding region: 1-807 (268 amino acids)
Source: RefSeq, a predicted model, not a curated record